This is a messenger RNA of Lampris incognitus (smalleye Pacific opah), 776 nucleotides long. It is a transcript of the gene sycp3, whose product is annotated as synaptonemal complex protein 3. Gene Ontology annotation, biological process: spermatid development; meiotic cell cycle. The record is from RefSeq and is a predicted model, not a curated record. Gene Ontology annotation, cellular component: synaptonemal complex. The transcript has 8 exons. NCBI's taxonomy places the organism in Eukaryota, Metazoa, Chordata, Actinopteri, Lampriformes, Lampridae. The coding region runs from base 1 to 714 and encodes 237 amino acids.
AUGGCUGCGAAGGCGAGGAAACAGAAAGCCAAAGAGCCGGAGGAGAAAUUUGAUUUGAAAGCGUUUGAUUUUCCAAUGGAGGAGGCGAAAGGCCACACUUCGGAGGACGAUGGAAGAGAUGCCACCCCGUUUGUUGACAAGUUGGCUAAGAAGAGAAGCUCAGCUGAACUGGAGGAAGAGGCGUUAGAUGCUCCUGCUGUGGGGAAUGAGGUCCAGACCAUGUUGGAGAGAUUUGGGGCGGAUAUCAGCAAGGUGAUGCAGGCCAAGAGAAAACGUCUGGAGUCCCUGACGAAGAACUCCCUGAAGGGAAGUCACCACAAACUGGAACAGCUGUGGAAAAUCCAGUAUGGGCAGAGGCAGAAGCUGACCCAAGACUAUUCCCAGCAGGUCUCCUCUGUGCUACAGCAGUGGGAGACAGAAGCACAGAGAGCUGAGGAGCAAGAGGAGAAGCUUAAUAAUCUUCUUAGACAGCAGCAGAAACUUCUCCAGCAAGCCAAAGUAGCACAGAGCCAGAGACUGAAAUCCAUCAAAGAACUGUAUGAGCAGUUUGUGAAGAAUAUGGAAGAGAUGGAGAAGAGCCACGAGGCCUUUCUGCAGGGGGCACAGCAGGAACUGAGGAAAGAGAUGGCAACACUGCAGAAAAAGAUCCUCAUGGACACGCAACAACAGGAGAUGGCCACAGUCCGCAAGUCUCUCCAGUCCAUGUUGUUCUAGUCUGCUGUCACCAUGAUAACUGACUGACUGCCUCUAAAUUUGAAAAAGGCAGUGUUUACCAA